Messenger RNA from Rhipicephalus microplus (southern cattle tick), 3070 nucleotides. RefSeq lists its product as uncharacterized. Gene Ontology annotation, molecular function: chitin binding. NCBI's taxonomy places the organism in Eukaryota, Metazoa, Arthropoda, Arachnida, Ixodida, Ixodidae. The record is from RefSeq and is a predicted model, not a curated record. Gene Ontology annotation, cellular component: extracellular region.
UGCAAGAAAAAUUCCAGAGGGUGUGCCCCUGCCUCGUCUGGACGAUACGCCAGUAACUGUACCUCCUUUCAUCAAGGACUAUGAAACAGAAGCGAUACCAAAGAGUUUACCAGAAACAGGUACAGUGCCUCCGGUUACUACAGCGCAGAAUAUAAAAGAGCUUGCACCAGAAACUACACCGUCGACAACGCAGGCCAGCACUACGGUAACUACACAGGGAAGCACACCAGAUUAUGUCGUCGAAUACGAAACAGACUAUUACUCGGAGUUUGCGCCAGAAACGACUGCGAAAUUUACCACAGAAACGACGCAACCUACUACUGCUGUGACCACUGAAAGAAUCACAACACGCCAAACCCUGCUUGGAGCUUCACAGUUAACCACACCGGCUCCGGUAUCUGCGACAACAAGAGCGACAACUAGAGGAACGGCCCGAGCGGAUACACGCAGAACUACGUGGUCAGACUCGUGGGACGGGGCGUGGGCUGCGACACGAGCACCUAAAUGGGCAGCUACGCGAGCACCAACUUGGGACGCGACACGGUCUCAGGCUUCCCGGGCACGAGGUACACCAACAGUCACAAAAGCACCAGUUACGCAAGCACGGGUCACCCAAGCACGAACAUCACACACGAGGGUGGGGCACGCACGAGUUAUGCAAGCAGUGGUGGCUAACGUCCCAGUGACAGUAGCACCACUGAAGAAGUCAUGGGCAGCACAAACACCAUCCCAGGUUGCGUAUCAAGAACCGAUACUGCCACCGAUACAGUCACAGACCGAACAACCAGUGAGGGAACCGACAAGAGCCACAACUGAAGCACCGAGUCAUUCAGUGUCUUUACAGCAACAAAGUUAUCAUAGCGAUACACCUAAAGUGCCUCUACAAGGAGAAAUUUAUAACAUCAGGCCACGUCCAGUCCCUCUACAAGAACAAAGUCAUGACAGCAAGCCAGUUCCAGUGCCUUUACAAGAAGAAACUUAUGACAAAAGGCCACGCCCAGUCCCUCCACAAGAACAGAGUUAUGACAGCAAGUCUCUUCUAGUGCCUUCACAAGAAUAUAGUCACGACAACAAUCCACCUCCAGUGGCUUUACAAGAAGAAACCAAUGACAGUAGGACACGUCCAGUGCCUUUACAAGAGCAAAGUUAUGACAGCAAGACAGUUCCAGUGCCUUCAAAAGAGCAAAACCAUGACAACAUGCCACCUCCAGUCUCUUCACAAAGACAAACUGAUGACAGCAGGCCACGUACAGUCACUUCGCAAGAACAAAAGUAUGAUGGCAAGGCACAUCCAGUUCCUUCAGAAGAACACAGUUAUGACAACAAGCCAGAUCCAGUCUCUUCACAAGAGCAAGGUUUCGGCAGCAAGUCACUUUCAGUUCCUUCACAGGAACAAAGUUAUGAUGGCAAGCCAACUCCUGCUCCAGAAUUAGAAGCGUCAACGAAGGUUGUUGAGACACCUACUGGACAAAGUGGUUCCGUGAGCUCUAAACCUUCCCCAGGAUAUUCAGGUGUUGGGGCGCCACUUCCAGCAACUGCGCUCGGAGACGUCACCUUGCUUCCUUUCCCACAACAACAUCUUAGUGCGACGCGAAAGCGUCGCAUUAAGUGCGUGAAGACAGGUGUUUUCGCUGACUUCAAAUCUGGCUGUCGUAGGUACCAUGUAUGUACGAAAAGUAAAAGCAAGACUUACGAGUGCCCGCAAGGUCUCCUAUUCAGCCCCAUCAAACAGAUGUGUGAUGUGCCGGAUAAGGUGACCUGUGCGCCCCCUCGUCACCGAGGCUGUGUGAACUGCAAGCCGUCGAGAACGUCGACGUCAAAGACGCCGUUUUCCCGCAGGCAUCAUGCCCAUGGCGUGCCUCCUGGAUUUCACUUUCAGUGCGAUCAACUGCCGGACGGUUUUUACCCGGACGUGGCCCGUCGCUGCCACGUCUUCUAUCGCUGCCACGGUGGCCAGACGUUCUCGCACUACUGCAAGGGAGGCCUGCUGUUCAACGCUAAGACGGGCAACUGCGAUUUCGAGGGGAGCGUGGACUGCUCAAUGCCGGGUGAUGAGGAGCCGUCGCCUAACGAGUCUGCAUGAGUGUUUCUCGCACACUUGUCAACACGGCUAGUCAGUGCGAAGAGCCUCGCAAACGCCAAGAAACUGCGGAGCAGUGCAACACGUGCCAAGUCGAGAUGAACCACUGUACAAAGGGAAAUGUGCUUCUGGUUACAAAGGCGACAGAGUGGAGCUCAAUCGAUGGGGUCCUGAGAUUUUAUUGUAAGAUUUCUAGCUUUGAAGGAACGCCGGUGAAGCGCGUCCUCGGCAGACCACCAACACAAUUUUCACUGAAAAACUUAAAACCUCUAUGCUUUCACUACAGUUGACUACGCUUUGGUGAAGCUACGGUACCCGAUGUUGCAUUAAUGCCUGAAAAGACAGACUAUGUGUUUUGCAUUCUGUGAACUGUUUUUCUUUUUAAGACGUGCCUUGUAAUUUGUGAUGCAGAAUCACUGUUUAUCAUGGUAGCAAUUUCUCAUGGUAGAAUUGUGUUUUUUUUGUGGAAGAUGUACUCGUGACUUGCUAUAGAGCUAAGAUCGCAUGAAGUAAUUAUUUUUCUCCUUUGUCAUAUCAUCUUGCGUUUGUAUUUUUGCCUGUAGAAAAACUAAAGGAAUCAGUCCACGAACGGAUUGCUCGAAACGCAAGUACCAUACUCUUCAACUAGUGUAUAGACUACCAUCCACACGUAUGACAGAUGUUCAUGUUCGAAACAGCUAUCCAUCAUGAAAGAGCAAGAACAUACGUGCCUUAUAAACUCUACAGAAUUGAUAACAAAGUAUUUCUUGCUGCAUCACUGCAUACCAUUGUGUAUGGUUGAUUCUAGUGAUAUAAAUUUUGCUCUAGCAGCCACAAGAAAAUAAAGGAAAGAACAUAAAGAUGUUAGCUAGCUUAAGCCGCACAGUCCAACGAGGGACUAAGUGUGGUCAUAAUUUUAUGGCACUUGCUAGAAGCACGACUUGUGUGCUGAAUUGUCUGAAACUAAAACUGUCAUUGUUGUGAAAUAAAUUCUACAAUACAUUAGUUCAA